UAAGGUUAGAUAUCGACGUCAGUAUUCCAUCAUGCAUAACGAACCCUUUCUAAAGAAUUUGGCUGCGUCAUACAUUUUUCAUGAUUGCAAGAAAUGCAUGGUGUCAGAACGUGGUGUCGCGAAAGAUUGCUGUUCGCCUUGUAGGGCACGUGCAUCUUCCCCUUAAAAUGGAUUUCCCCGCCCAGUCGUCCCACUAUUCUAGCCAUUUUGACUCCUGGAUAAUCAUCGUAUCUGGUCUAUAAGACGACCUUGAUCCCAACUAUCUCAUUGAGUCAUUGCACAUUGUAAUCGAUCAUGACUUGUCUCCGUGGAAACAUGAAGACCAUGAAUGAUGAUGCAAAUCACUGUUGACGAAAGUCCGGCUUGGUCCAAUCUAGCGGACCAAACAGAUCAAUGUGAAAAUGUCACUGUGGCACAAAACCCCUCCACCUCGAUCCUGGAUUAUACAAUGAUCCUGAUUCCAAUAUCUUUUCGAGCUGCGAGAUGAUCUCGAAUGUGACAAAACUUGUUUGCAUAGAUGCUUCUCGGAUCUCGUCAAUAUGAUGUCAUAAUGUAAAAUGAUAUUAAGGGGCUGGAUAGUGGAUGAUAAUUUGCAUGAGAUGGGUGCGGAUAGUAGUUUAGUAAAUGAGGAAAGAUUUGUGUUCAUGCUUAGAUAAUCCAUAAGCAUUUUCCAUCUGUGUUGAUGAUUGGUAAUAAAUUUGUGGUUAACCUUAGUAAGCUAUUCUCGCGUAUUAUCAACGCGGCUGAUAACAGAUAACGACGCGUCAAGGCAAUGAUAGAUUGAUUAGUCGAUUGACCUGCUACUUAAGUAUAUACAACACAAUUUACCUAUUACGACUUAGACAACAAUAAUCCGAAUCUGGAAGGAAAAUGCCUUCAAAACAAAAGUCAAAACCAAAAGGAAGUGCACCUGCAACUCGAAUAUACAAAUCGGUCGAACCAUUACAUCAAACUACAUUUCCAGAGAAGAAGAAGCGUGUAACUAGGGGUUAUGGCAAGAAAUCUGCGGUCAAGCUUAAUAAACAGGAUACACUUACGCAGAUGGAUUGGGUGAAACUCUAUGAAAGAGAAGCACUAGAAAAAGAAAUAGAAGAUGAUAUCGAGGAUAGUGAAGGGGAUUAUGAGCAAGAGGAAUCCAAACGAAAGACGAAACGAAGGAGGACUAUGGGUGAUGAACCAACCAUGGGGAGGACAAAAACGUCAAAGAAUAGAAGGAAAACUCUGGGGGAAGAAGAAAGGACACCUAGUUUCUCGACACAAACGAUUACACAGCUUGAUUAUUGGCCACUUUCUGGAGCAUCAAAAGAACUAGAAGACGAUCCUUCAAUUUACGAUAUUCCUGUAUCCAGCCCGACAGCAGUUCAGCCACCUCGACGGAGCCCCAGAAAUAUUUCCCAACCUGCUACUUCCGCUUCUACUGGAUUGAUGCCUCCACCACAAACACCAAAACACAGGAGGGUUUUAGAGAUCCCAUCAUCACAGUCACCCGCCACACCGACGUCAAGUCGAUUUGGAAGUUCUGCGCAAAGGCGGUCACCAUUAAGAGAACAAUCCGCAAACAUUGUAGUUCCAUUUUCCCUAAGAUCAAAGACUUAUAUGAGUGCUGAAAAGCUACCGAAAUUAAAGGUCGAGGAUACUUAUGAAACUGGGACGGAUGAAAGUCAAGUGGUUCGAACUCCUUCAAAGCAUUCAAGUCCACCGAAAACUGUAAGAUUUGCGGUGCCAGAGCCUAGUUUAGAGCCAUCACCGGUAAAUACUCCUAUAAAACAAGAACCUGCCACUCAGCGCGGCUUUUCGCCAUCAUCCAUACGUCGAGGAGGAAUUUCAGCGCCUAAGAAUAUCAAAUUGGAGAUUUUGGAUUCUGAUGCCGAGGAGGACGAAGAAGAUGAGGAAUCACAAAUUAUAGCAGACACACCCGUUGAAAGUAUUUCUGGCUACGAAGAUCAUACGAAUGUGGGAGAUGCAGAUGAGAAUAUAGCUGAGCCAGGACAGGACGAUACGCAAUCGAAUACUGGACAAAUAGAAGGCGACGAGGAGAAGGAAUUAGAACUCCCAGAAACGUUUUAUGGCGAUAUUGGAGCAGAGACACAAUUUCAGGUCGAAAGGAUAAUGUCGUCUUCCGGUUUGGGUGAUGUCAAGGAGGAUACUCCACUAUGUGACGACAUACCCCAAGUUGUCCCUUGUGGCGGCAGUGAAUAUCAACAGAGUCAGAAUCACACCACCCAGCACACGCAGACUCAGCACCACCAAGCUCAACUAACCCAAACUUAUAACCAAUUUGGUAAAAGUCAAUAUCCCGAAAGUCAAAGGCUCUCCACCCAACAACUUGAUGCUAUGGCACCUAGAUCAGACGCUUCCGAUAUAUUCAUCUGCAUAUAUCCUACCCACGUGGAAAACAUCAUAUCUCGCAAAAAGAACCACGAAUUUCGACCGUAUAACUUCCCAUCCACAGUAUCCCGUAUCUGGAUCUACCAGACCAAACCUGUAUCGACCCUGACUCAUAUGGCCGUCAUUAGUGCCCCGAAAUCACCUGGGGAGAUAACGAAUCAUGAUGGGCUCGGUAACGCCGAGUUUAAUAAAGGUGAUAAACGUUCCAAGGUUGCAUAUGAAAUCCUAGAAUUAUAUGCACUCGCAAACCCAAUGACCUUGAAAGAAUUGAAGAGUCGUCAAUGGGUCAAAGCGGUACCACAAAAAUAUGCUAGAGUACCACCUGCAGUCUUAAGUGAAUUGAUUGCGAAUUUGUUACCGCCUCUAUUCGUACAAUCUUUAUCGUCUCUUUCUCCCUCAGAAACAGAUGCUUCAGAAGGUACACAUUCAACGCCCAUUCUUCACCGAACAUCCAGCACGAGCACCGAAUCCCAUGAAAUACAAGAUCAAAUCACAAAUAAUGUUCAACAAUUUACGCAAGCACAAGCACCCCCAUCCUCACCUCCGCUCUCUACGCCAACUCCUGCAAUACAUGUACCGUCUUCACAGAAUCGUUCUGUAAAGCCAUCACAUGCUUCAAGUGUUGAUUACACGCAGACACAAACACCUAUUACACCGGAUCUUACACAUGGAGAAAGUCCUAUUAUGGAGGUGAUCCCAGAGUCACCGAUGAGAUCUAUUCCUUCCUCUUCGCGGGGGAGUACUCCGGUGUUGAUGUUGCCGCCGGUUAUGUCAAGGAGGGUAAUCGAGGUUGAGAGUCAGAAUGAGGAUGAGGAUGAGGGAGAAGAAGAUAAUCGCCCGGUUGUAGCGAUGGCACACAAGAGGAGGGUGAUUGAGAUUGAGAGCCAUAGUGAAGAUGAAGAAGAUGAAGAAGAGAACGAUGAAGCUGUGGAUGAGGAUGAGAACAAAGACAAAGACAAAGAUCACUCCCAACACAUUGGAGGAGACCAAGAACAAGAACCACACCACCUAUGCUCAACACCGCCCCCUUACUCUCUAAUCCACUCAUCCCAAGUCAUGUCACGUAGUCAAAUGAUGCGAGAGCAAGAUAGUUUGAUGGAGGAGGAAAUUAUGGGGCCACCUCCUUCAACCAUGUAUAGGCAUGAGGGAUCGAGCUGGGAUGAAGGAGGGGAUGAGGAGUUGUGAGUUGUGGAUGAGGAUAUGCGAAGGGUGGUGUAGAAGAACGGAAUAAGAGAGAAAAUGAGCUUUUGAUGGUCAAGCACGUUAUGUAGCUUUAUAUUGAUUUAUUAUAUACGGGGUUGGAUGGGUCUAGAAACUUGAUUACAGCACUACUGGAUAGUUCUAGAUUUGAUUACGUUGAUAUAGCGAGCGAGGGUAUAGUUUAUUAUUACCGCGAGAUCUCUUGUUUUCUCAAUAGUGAUAACUAAUUUAAAGUGUCGAUACUACCGUAAAGCACAGUUUGAAUGUGGUGCAUAAUUACUCAUUCACACAUGCCUCCAUGAGGUUUCCCAACUAUAUACCUACCGACUCCUUAUCCCAGGUUUCGAUUCCAAUUGUGUAGCCCAUCCAUACCUUUCAUGUUAUC
This is a messenger RNA of Sclerotinia trifoliorum, 3973 nucleotides long. Lineage: Eukaryota; Fungi; Ascomycota; Leotiomycetes; Helotiales; Sclerotiniaceae. The record is from the annotation of a GenBank genome assembly.